Physeter macrocephalus (sperm whale) is the source of this 1383-nucleotide messenger RNA. It is a transcript of the gene FXYD6, whose product is annotated as FXYD domain containing ion transport regulator 6. Gene Ontology annotation, cellular component: membrane. The record is from RefSeq and is a predicted model, not a curated record. NCBI's taxonomy places the organism in Eukaryota, Metazoa, Chordata, Mammalia, Artiodactyla, Physeteridae. Gene Ontology annotation, molecular function: sodium channel regulator activity. The transcript is spliced from 9 exons. The coding region runs from base 249 to 620 and encodes 123 amino acids. Gene Ontology annotation, biological process: regulation of sodium ion transmembrane transporter activity.
UAGCCUCGCCCACAGCCCUGCCCCCAGCCCCGCCGCUCCCAGGCUCCUCCGGACUCCGCGCAUCCUCCUGGGAUUGUCUAGGAGGGGACCGCGCCGUGCAGAAAGAAGAACUUCCUCCAGUGGGUCUCGGUUGUAGGGAACCAGGCCAGAAAGUCCCAGACAUCUUAAUGAGCUAGAGAUGGCCACGUCUCUAGGUGGCCCAGAGAGGAGGACACAGGUGACGUGGUCUCCCAAGCCCUUGGGCUUUUAUGACUUUGGCACCAGAGAGGCAGCCGGGCAGAGGCGUUCCUGAGCUGCGUUGGGAUCCAGACUGUGCUGCUCGCUACCACGCCAUGGAGGUGGUGCUGCUCUUCCUUUGCGGCCUGCUGGCCCCGGCGGUCCUGGCCAAUGCAGCUGAGCAGGAGAAAGAAAAGGACCCUUUUCAUUACGACUACCAGACCCUGAGGAUCGGGGGACUGGUGUUUGCUGUGGUCCUCUUCUCGGUGGGGAUCCUGCUUAUCCUAAGUCGCAGGUGCAAGUGCAGUUUUAACCAGAAGCCACGGGCUCCGGGGGACGAGGAGGCCCAGGUGGAGAACCUCGUCACUGCAAAUGCAACGGAGCCCCAGAAAGCAGAGAACUGAAGUGCAGCCCUCAGGCACAAAGAACCUGAAGGCAGCUGCUUGAACCUUUAGAUGCAAAUGCUGAUGCUUAAGAAAACCGGCCACUUCAGCAACGGGAUCUUUCCCCGGGAGAAGCCAAGAAUUUGUGUGUCCCCCGCCCUCUCCCCAACCCCUCGACACCUGUCCUCAACUUAAUGAUGCAACCCUUGACUCCCUGCAGCCUGUGGUCUCGUCCACCUCCUGUGACGUGUGUCUGUGUGUGUGUCUGAUGACUGUGGUCUUCGUGGCUGCUUGUUCGUGGAUGACAUUGUAUUUUAGUGAACCUGGCCCCACUUUCCUGGGCAGGAGCUGAGCCACGUGGCUUUCAGCUCGUCUCUGCUCUCCAUGGCCCCAUCACCUUCCACUCCUGGGAGUCUGCUUUGUCCCUAAGAGACCAGUUCCUUCUCUUGAUUUAGGGGUGGAUGGAGGGGUUGGGCACGGGCGGGAGCCUCCGAUUGGCUUGGGACUUGGGAAGGUUUACGUCACCAUCGUGAUCCUUCUACAUGGCCCGUCUUCACUCCUUUUAUAAGAACCUUGCUUCCAUAUUUGUUCCUGGACCAAGUCUGUUCUGAGGUCUCUUGGCAGUGGGAGGUUCCCAGCAAGGAGCUGAUGAGCCCGCUUUGCCCUCGGGCAGCUACACCCCUUCCCAGGUGCCCAUCUGCCCCACCUUACUCCUCCCCUGGGGAACGUGCCCCUUGCAUAUCUUCUCAGCAAUAACCCCGUGGGCUCUGGAACCCUACCCCCU